AAAGGCGGCGGGAAGUUGGUUUUCUGAGUAGCAACUGAGCAGCUUGUAGACGGAUUGGAAGUAGCGGACCAAUAAACAAACGUCUCAUUGGCUUAGAGUGCUUAAGUUCCCAAUUCUUCAGCUUCCCAUUGGGCCUUUCAAGCGAGCAGGGGCGUCACUCCAGGGGCUCCGCCCCGAGCCUUGGCCCAGUCUUGGGGUCCAAGGCUGAGGGAGCGGGACGGAAGUGAGCGGGUCCCGCCCCUUCCCCUUCUCGUCUCCGUUGGAGUCGUCUCUGCCGCGGCUUCCUCGGCUGCCCGCUCUCCGGCGAGUCGGAGUCCUCGUGCCCUACCGUCAGUCCCCGGCCGCGCGGAGCCGGGAUGCACUGUUCCUGCUGUGGGUCCUCAUCAUGGAGACCAAACGGGUGGAGAUUCCCGGCAGCGUCCUGGACGAUCUCUGCAGCCGAUUUAUUUUACAUAUUCCCAGCGAGGAAAGAGACAAUGCAAUCCGAGUGUGUUUUCAGAUUGAACUUGCCCAUUGGUUUUACUUGGAUUUCUACAUGCAGAACACACCAGGAUUACCUCAGUGUGGGAUAAGAGACUUUGCUAAAGCUGUCUUCAGUCAUUGUCCGUUUUUGCUGCCUCAAGGUGAAGAUGUGGAAAAAGUUUUGGAUGAAUGGAAGGAAUAUAAAAUGGGAGUACCAACAUAUGGUGCAAUUAUUCUUGAUGAGACACUUGAAAAUGUACUACUGGUUCAGGGGUACCUAGCAAAAUCAGGCUGGGGAUUUCCAAAAGGAAAAGUAAAUAAAGAAGAAGCUCCUCAUGAUUGUGCUGCUAGAGAGGUCUUUGAAGAAACUGGUUUUGAUAUCAAAGACUAUAUUUGUAAGGAUGAUUACAUUGAACUUCGAAUCAAUGACCAGCUUGCUCGUUUGUACAUCAUUCCAGGAAUUCCAAAAGACACAAAAUUUAACCCAAAAACUAGGAGAGAAAUUCGGAACAUUGAGUGGUUCUCUAUUGAGAAAUUGCCUUGUCAUAGAAAUGAUAUGACCCCCAAAUCCAAACUUGGUUUGGCACCUAACAAAUUUUUUAUGGCCAUUCCCUUUAUCAGACCAUUAAGGGACUGGCUUUCUCGAAGGUUUGGCGAUUCCUCAGACAGUGACAAUGGAUUUUCCUCAACUGGUAGCACGCCGGCUAAACCCACUGUGGAAAAAUUGAGUCGAACCAAAUUCCGCCACAGUCAGCAGUUAUUUCCUGACGGUUCUCCUGGUGACCAGUGGGUAAAGCACAGGCAACCACUGCAGCAAAAGCCAUAUAAUAAUCAUUCUGAAAUGUCUGACUUUUUAAAAGGAAAGAAAUGCGAAAAGAAACUUCAUCCACGGAAACUUCAAGAUAAUUUUGAAACAGAUGCUGUAUAUGACUUACCUAGCUCCAAUGAAGACCAGUUGCUAGAACAUACCGAGGGACAGCCCGUGGCAUGUAAUGGACAUUGCAAGUUCCCCUUUUCAUCCAGAGCCUUUUUGAGUUUCAAGUUUGACCAUAAUGCUAUAAUGAAAAUCUUGGACCUUUGAUAGCAGCAGAUGUAUUGUAAAUGUCCCAGGAUCAGAGACCUGUUGCAUUUGAGUGGGUGUCUCCUCAAGCCUUACCUUUCUCAGGUGUUUUAAAGAAAUGCAGGGAGGCAAUGUUUCUGAAGACAUUUUCUGUUUAUAAGAGAGAGUAGAAAGAAACACGAGUUUGCACUGUAAAUGCAGUUAUAACCUUUUAUAGAGAUUUACCUUUCCAGUGUUUAGUACAAGUUUAAGUUGCUUUCUUUGAGGGCAUUUAUUCUGUGUGACUGUGGGUUUUAUUUUGUAUUCUGGUUAAGAAAAUAAUGUAUUGAGUUACUGUCAAGUAGCCAAGUUAAUGGGAAUGCUGCAUCUACCUGUUACAGUGAUUGCAAUAAUAGUAUAUUGGAGUUUUUCAAAGAAACUUAAAAUAAUGCCCAAUUAUUAAAUGAACACAAGAGCUGAGAUGUGACAUUCAUCACGAUUACAGAUGAUCUACUUUGGUGGCAUUUUGUACUUCUCUCUGCUUCUAACCACUGAGGCUCUCUAAUCUUCCUCUGGAGUUUCAGUGAAAGGAUUUAUUGAGCAGCUUCUGGAAUAUAAUGUGCAUGUCCAAAAUGAACUCUUAGCACUUAAAAAGGACAAAGUCUGCAGCCUGGAGGGGCUUGAGUUGUUGGGAGUUAAUGCUGUGAUUUUGAGCUGUGGUUAAAUGCAGUCAGUAAACCUGUGAGACUGCUGGAGGAAAUGUAGCAGACAGCAUGGAGGCUGGGACCCAGCAGCUACUUUGGGUCAUGUCUUUACUAUCCUGCCUCCAACCCUUUAGUCUCGUAGACUUUUGUUCUUGUGGAAAUUUCUUCUGUAUUCCAGCUGUGUAAAUAUGUAUGAAAAACUGAUAUUACUAGGUUUUACAUUGCAUCUCCAGUAUUGAUCUUUGGAAACUGAUGUUAUAUUAGGUUCCAGUUUGCAAUAGUAGCAGAGACUGACAUGCUUUUAUUGGCCUGCUAAGCCCCUGGAUGAUGGAGCGAGAAGGGAAGGGGUAUGCAGUUUACCCAAGUCCAAAUAAAGCAUUUCACUAGGUUACACGUUAUGUAUAUGUGUUACAUAACAGUAACGUACGUAACUCACUCCUAGGAAUGUAUUUUGCUUUAGGAUUUUUAAAUUCAAAUACGGAUGGCAGUGCCCAUUUUAAGGAGGAUUUCAGCUAUAAUUGAGGACAAUCACCAGGGCGUUAAGGGGGCUUUAGUGUUUUGGCUGCAUCUGACCUCAUUGAAGGAAUUUCUUGGGAGUAGGGGAUGUUUGAGUAUGUGUGUGUGUGUAUCUAUCAUGUGGGUUUUAAAAAUCCUUUUUUACAGUGGUAUCCACAAAAUACUUCUCUGCUGAUAAAUGUUACAGUAGAGAUCUUUAUUCUGUGUAGGUAGCCUAUUUAAUUGGGUUUCACUGAACCUCAUGGGACUUUUAAAAGAAGGGCUAUUUAAGGAAUUCACUUGGUAGUACUUUGCUUUAGCUUUUAAAUGGCUUGGUUUUAAAGGAGAAAUUCUAUUUAUUAAUGAAAGUGUCACCCUUUUGGUGCUAAGCAGGAGAAUUCACAAUUAAAGCAGUGUGCAUAGAAUUAUGAUACUCAGAAUCCUGCAUCUUUUAAUGUGACAAAUUUUUGAAUCCUGUGACCUUUGCUUUUUAAUGCAUUAUAUGAUUGUGUUUGGAAGCUUUUACUGUUCUUUUCAGAAAUACGGCUGCUUUGCUUGGGUCUCUUUGAGCCAUAUUUAUAGUUGGUCCCAGCAUUCCAGACUUCUGUUAACUUGUUAAAGGAGUGAAAAUGUAGUUUGCCUGGCAGAUGAAUAAUUUUCACUCAUUUAUUGUCUUCUGGAAACCAUUUAACUUUUACUGUUUUUUUUUUUGGUAUGUGUGUGUGUUUUUUUUUUUUUUUUUCUUUUUAAGUGCAUACUUUGGCCAGUUUUGCUGGUGCCUGUAGAGUUGGAUUUUUCAGCUCUCAAUACUGAAGCAAAAGAGAUUAGUUAGUUACCGGAAGUAUGGCCUCUAAUGGUGUUGAGCCUUUUCAAGAACCAACAAAUUAUCUUUGUGAUUACAGUAGUUUAACUAUGGUUAAAUGUUAUUGCUGUUGCGCUGCUUUAUUUAAUGCACUGUGGAACAAAAUAUAAGGGUAUUGUUGGGAUGCGAUUAUGAUAACUUCAGGCUUUUAGCUCUCCUCAAAGUUUGAGGUUAAAAAAAUGUUAAAAGGUGUGAGUUAAGGUUUAUGUGUGUGAUGUGACUUAACUAUGCAGAAAAUCCAAGUUGGAUGUACUUGUUUUAGGUACAUCUACUCUACUUAUUCCCUCAAACCUGGGUAAUAGUUUCUCAGUGUUCAGGUUACCUUGAGAAAGGCCGUGCUUAGCGAACUGGAUUUCUCCUUUGAGAAAUUUUAGUAUGGUUUGAGAAAAUCAAGUGAUAAAGGAGUAUGCUGAAUAUGCAAUAAUUUACUUCUACUGAGUGCUGCAUUUUAAGACGCUAGAUGAGAAGAGUAGUUGGUUUGCUUCAUUAUGUUUUAUGUCUUUGAGAGAGAUACAGGUCUUGGAAUUCACUUUUUAAAUGUUAUGUUCCAACCUUAUAUGUUCCAACGUGCAGUGCACUGUGAAUCUUUUAUUUUUAAAAAAUUUGUAGGUGCUUUUAUGUAUAACUUUAAUGGUUUAUAAGAUGCUAAAUGAAUUGUUUUUGUACCUAACCAUUGUAAUCCAAAAGAUAAGGGUGUGGUUUACAUGCUUUUCAAAAAUUUUUGUUAAGAAGUAGCAAAUGAAUGGUUUAGGAUUUCAAAUAGUGAUACCCUCCUGAGACAUGAGCAUUUGGAGAGGCCUGAGAACCUAAUAGAACUCAUAUAAGUGUGAGUGAAAUUUGAUUAAAGAUGUUGGAAAAUGAAGUUGGAUUUUUGUAUUCAUGCAUAAAGGAAAGUCUCCCAGUGCUGUCAAAGGAAUUGUGGUUACUACUUGCUGUUCUGAGCUUUGAAUAUCCUUAUUUUUCUAUUAAAUAUCAAUUAGUAAGUAUAGCUAAUGAAGACAUAUAAUGAAAGUAAUUUUAUGCUGUAAGAUUGAGUUAGUACUUUUCCUUUUGAAGGCUUUAGUAAUUGUAUGUAAUGUCAAAUAAAAGGAAUUCAAAUCUGAGUAAAUAACAGCCUCCUACUGUAGGAAUUAGAUUCUUCUAUAAAAGUCACCAUAUUGUGUCCUAUAGAAAAGUUAAGGUCUGAGUGCAUGUGUGCAUUAAAAACAUUUCACUACCUAUUCUCUCAUGGACCUACUUCUCGUCCUUUGUUUUUUCAUCUCCAACAGUUAAACGGUAAGGAGAGCAAAGUUAAUUAUAAAAAUUAGACAUUUUGCCAAGUUACUUUUCUUAACACAAUACCCUCUCGGCUUUUUUUUGAGACGGAAUUACACUCUUGUUGCCCAGGCUGGAGUGCAGUGGUGCAAUCUCGGCUCACCGCAACCUCCGCCUCCCGGGUUCAAGCGAUUCUCCUGCCUCAGCCUCCCAAGUAGCUGGGAUUACAGGCAUGCGCCACCACACCUGGCUAAUUCUGUAUUUUUAGCAGAGACGGGGUUUCUCCGUGUUGGUCAGGGUGGUCUCUCUUGGCUUUUUAUCUUUAUUUUUGUACCAGUGGACCUUCCUGCUCCCUGGGACUGUUUUGAUUGACAUCUUUUGUGUUUCUAUAUUUUCUGAGGCAGUAUUUUCUUUGUAUGUUAAUCAUAGUUAUAGUAAAGUCAGAUUCAUUAACUUUUCUUCCUAGUAAUUUUGACUUGGAUUAUUUUCUAGCCUGGGGGAUGGGGUUCAUAUGUGUUGUUGUAACUUUAGAUUAAUAAGCAAGACAAACUAUUUUGUUUGAAGGUAUCCUUUACAUACCUGUCUCUAGGUAAACAAGUGUUAGUAAAAACAAUUUUAUCAGACAGUACUCCUGACAGCUUGGUAAAGUGUAGGUAGAGUUUAUUAUUUUGUAUCAUGUCCUAAGACUUUAAAGUGCAUUUGUCUAGUUGCCAAAAAUUCUAAAAAUGAGAUUAUGUUGGGCUUUCUCAGCAUCUUUUUGCUUCCUAGAAUUGAGUUGCUCUUGAAGUCUGUACUCCUGUGUCAGAAAGAUGGCAGAUUGCAAAUGGGCAGUACAGGCUUUGCCCCAUGCUUUCAAAGUAGGAUUCUGGAUUGCAGUUUCAAAAAAAUAUGAUAGAUUAUUGUUAUAGAAUCAAAGUGUCCUGAAGGGAGAAGAAUAGCUAUAGUUGCUGGGCAAAGAGUAUAAGAAACAAACUUUAGAGUAUUUAUCAAUACUUGAGUGUUGUAUUAUGUUCCAGGCUAGAAAUGUGAUCAUUGCAUGGCCUAAGUGUAGUCAUUCAUAUAUAUAUGAAUAUCUAUAUCUAUAAAUAUAUGUGUAUCGCCAUUAUCGAGUGUUUUCUAGCCCUGGAUAAAGUGAAUUUUUUCGAAGUAUGAUUGCCAAGCAAUCCAGUGAAUCUAAAGUAAUUUUUCUCACUUUAAAGACCAGUGGUGAGGAGUCUGGUCCUUCAUGAAGUAAUACUGUAGAACUCCAGUCAAACUCGAGUGCACUGGUUUCUUACAGGAAGACAACUCAGAACACACAGCCAUAAUCUGCUGUGGUGUCAGUCACAUCACGGUGGUUAUACAUUUGUCCUGAAUGGUGAUUCAUUCCUUUCCAUCUAACUUUCUUGUGACAAAUAGCAUUUACUAGAAAUAGUAGUCUGUAAAUAGGGAAAAGAGUGAAAGUUACUCUUACCCAUGGGAGUGGGCUUAAAGGGUUGACCUCCACCAGCUGAGUACAAACAAGUGUAAAGAAAAACUAUGAUAAAGUAUGGAGGUCUUGAGGAUUGUUCAUAAUGAAAUCUUUAAUCUGGGUUAUCAGAGUAAUGAAAUCACCAAUAAAAACAUUCCAUUUAUCUUGGAUCUUCUGUGGUUAGCAGAGGAGUAUGGUCUAGCUAUGUUAGCAGCUUGAAGGCACCAACCUAAAAGGAAUGAGCUUUCACAAGGUGCUUAUGUUAGUUGGGUAGUAUUGGUCAAAGGUACUCUGAAGAGUGAAUGCAGAAAUCAACUGCCUGUGUUUGUAACCUUGUUCCACAUGGACCCUAACCUUUAGUAGACUUCAGUCUUUUAGUCCAGUAGAAGACAGCGGCCCUGAAUAUGUGUUUUCUGCUUUUUGGUGGAAGGUUUCCUGCAGGUGGUUGGGUGGUUUUUGGGUUAUUGGCCACUGUUCAUUUAGUGCCAUUUGAAGACCUGUUGUUUCUUAAUCCCUUUUCUUGGUGUGACUGGCCAGGAAAAAGUCCAUUGAGUCCUUUUUUUCUCCCUGGUGUCUUAUCCCUUCUGUAGAAUAAUCCAUCUUUUUAAAUUUAUAUUACAUCUCCGUAACAAACCUGCCACAGACUUGUAAGCAGUGAUUUUAUCUUUCCUUCCUGAGAAGGUGAUCGCACUUUUGAUGUUUGGGUCAUCUGUGGACCCCUGUGCUCUUUUGAGUCUCAAUGCUUAUAGCUUUCACAUUGGCUUGGGAACAACAGACUUGUGUGUGGUUCUAGAGUGAAAUGGGCAGUGUCCUGCUGGUCCUCAGUCUUUGAGAGGUCUUAGGCAACGUCCUUAGUAUAGUGGAAUUUGAGGUCAAAUUUAACAUUUUAAUGUAUUAUCCUUUUAGUUCAUUGAAUCUGAGGUUCUAAACCUGUAGCUUCAUUUUGAGCGCAAGUCUGCAUUGUCAUUUUUUAAGAGAUUGGCAGGCAUAUGCUUUUGUGAUACUUAGGAAUAGACUGUGGAUGGCAGCAAAUGAAAGUAAAGGUUCUCAACUGUGAAUGAAAUUUAGAAAGAUAAUUCUUCAGCAGUUGGUUGAUUAGAUGGGUUAGUGCUUUUGGAACAUGUAACAGUAGACUUGUAUUCUUUAUGCACCAUACAUAUGAUACGCACUGACAGAAAAGCACAGAAGACAUACUGCUAAGAGUUUCUUUGUGCAUUUCACUACUGUUCUAGGGGACUGCUGUCUCUUUGGUUCCUUUUAGGUUUGUGUUAGGAUGUUGCACAAGUAAUCAUUUAACGUUAAAUGCAAAUGUCCAAAGAAAUGAGUCUUAAAGUUCUUUGGUCAUAUUUCACUUUAGAGUUAGGACAGGAGACAGCUAACCUGACUUCCAUUUUAUAAAUACUAGAAACUUUUUCUUCAGUAACAAAAAUAGGGAAGGACAAUAAAACCAUGAACUAUUUUGCUUUAUGUCUAUUUUUAAAAAAUAAUUGUUUUGAAGUUUGCUUAUUAGCUUAAUACCUUAUAGUACUUUUUAAAAAUCAUCCUUGGUAAUUAUUGACUUAUCCUAGAUCCAUGUACAAUUCAGACUUUUAUCUGUUAGCUUUAAUAAAAAUUUAAAACAAUCUCAUUUCAGAAUAAAAUAAAUGGAAUUAUAGUUCAUGCAUUAGCAUUUUUAAGUGAAGUUUUCUUAAUAAGAUUGUCUUUUGUCUAACCAAAAUAGGGCAUACAGAUUAGUUUGGAUGGGAAAGGGGUAAGACUUGACUUUUUAAUACUGUGCCUAUUUCCAAAACAAGACUUGAUGUGGCUUUUUACAUUAUGCUUUAAAGAUGUUAAUGGAAGAUACAUAGUCUUAAAACAAUUUGUUUGGGAGUAAGUUUUAGUCGGAAAAAGGUGAAGAUAUUUAUGCUGAGUUACGUUAAGCAAAUUAUUUGAGACCUUUUGCUGGUAGACAAAAACUGAGGAAAUGUUUCACUAAAUAUAUUAUGGUCAAUGAAAAAACCGGACUUUAGAGUAAAUGUGAUAACCAAGUAGAUUUGUGAACUCUAUUUCUUUAGUAAUUAUUUUUGUCUUAUGUGGAAUGAUUCAACCUUUAAUUUUUGCCUAGAUUAUAACAGUGUUUUAUUUUACCUUAAUAGGGCAUUUUAAGGCUUGGAGAAAGACUGUAAGUAAACCUACUUCAAGGGAUUCUGUUCAUGGUAGUAUAGAGUUCUUGGUGCUCUUUUGGAAAUCGUCAAACAUUUACUGAUAGCAGAAAAGGAACCCCAAAACACCGGUAGUGUUCACCUUGUUAUAAGAACUGAAACAUUUAGAACAGGUUUUAUUUUGUUUCUAGAUUUAUGUUGUUGUAGUUGAACAGCAACUUUGUCUUUUUCCCUCAGUGUUAACGAAAGGAUAAAGAUUGACUUUACCUGUAUUGUUGGGUAUGACUAUCAAAGGAUUUCCAGUGUUUCAUGUUUGUGAAUUAGAGUUUAAAUGUCUGCAGGAUUACUGUACUUCCAAAGACCCACUAGAAUGUCAGCUGUACUCUGUACUCUCCACUGAGAAAAUGAACAAAAUCCUAUGUCUUUACAGUUAUGCUCUAACUAACUUUUUGAAAGCUUUUUCAUGUAAAUAAUAGGUUAGAAACUAAAAGCCUUUUAAUCGUACAAAAUACAAUUUGAAUGAUGGAAGGUUGUUCAGAUACUGGCUUUCUGUAAAAACAUCAUUGUGUUAGAUUGUUUGUAAUGUGCUAUCAAUAAAAUUGGCUGCUUGGGCAGUUUUAGUUACCACCUUA
Messenger RNA from Symphalangus syndactylus (siamang), 9039 nucleotides. It is a transcript of the gene DCP2, whose product is annotated as decapping mRNA 2. Lineage: Eukaryota; Metazoa; Chordata; Mammalia; Primates; Hylobatidae. The record is from RefSeq and is a predicted model, not a curated record. Gene Ontology annotation, cellular component: cytoplasm; P-body. Gene Ontology annotation, molecular function: manganese ion binding; RNA binding; 5'-(N(7)-methylguanosine 5'-triphospho)-[mRNA] hydrolase activity. Gene Ontology annotation, biological process: deadenylation-dependent decapping of nuclear-transcribed mRNA; nuclear-transcribed mRNA catabolic process, nonsense-mediated decay.